AUGGAAUGUGGAAAGAGCUUUCGUUCAUGUGAUCAUCUGACUUUACAUCAUCGAACUCACACAGGGGAGAAACCAUUUAAAUGUAUGGACUGUGGAAAGAGCUUCACACAUAAUGGAAACUUCAGAAAACAUCUACGUACUCACACAGGGGAGAAACCAUUUCAAUGUAUGGAGUGUGGAAAAAGCUUCACUCAGAGUUCAUCACUUAAUAGACAUCAUCAAACUCACACGGGUGAGAGACCUUGUAAAUGUUUGGAAUGUGGAAAAAGCUUUCGUUCAGGUGAACAUCUUACUUUACAUCAUCGAACGCACACAGGGGAGAAACCAUUUAAAUGUAUGGAGUGUGGAAAGAGCUUCAGUCAAAAGGGAACUCUAAGACUACAUCAACAGACACACAGGAGAAAAAUGAUCUAA
Molecule: messenger RNA, 414 nt
Organism: Podarcis lilfordi (Lilford's wall lizard)
Lineage: Eukaryota; Metazoa; Chordata; Lepidosauria; Squamata; Lacertidae
Source: the annotation of a GenBank genome assembly